AUGGCUUUCUUGACCAACAACAUCUGGCCCAAAGAUGGCAGGAACAGAUCGCAUAUCCCCGCCAUGCCUGUGUGGAUCGCAGGCGUCAGAAUUCUCCAGCUUGUUCUCGCCAUUGCCACGUUGGGAAUCACCGUCUAUGGCCUCACCACCAUGCAAAAGGCGACGGGAUAUCGCAGGAUAACCUCGUUUAGUGGUACAGAGGGUUUCCCCUUUUCGUGGUUUGCGUUCGCCUGGACCUUCUCUUACCUGACAUGGCUGGGCGUCGCCGUCGUCUUCAUCCCCGUCAUGUACAACUGUUGGGUGCAUCUCGGCCUCGAGUUGCUCACCGUCGUGUUUUGGUUGAUUACCAUGGCCCUCCUGGCCAGCCAUGCCGACGAUCUCGACUCCCUCGACGCAUUCGUUGUGACGCUGGGCCCAAAGUACGAGGUCUACUACAAAAUGAACGUGGAGCCCUUUGCCGACGGCUUUGUGGCCGCCACCUUUGCCGGCACUGCCACGUCCGUCGUCAAUCUCGUGCUCUUCGUCAUCACCAUCAGCCUAUUCGGCCGCGCCCUUCACGCCAUGCGCAUGGCAAACCUCGAAAAGGCACUCAGCACGACCGACUCGCAAAAGACGAUACCGGCCGAGGGAGACAAGAUGGUCGCCUCGCCGCACAUGACCUCGGCCGUUCCCACCUAUAUCCAUUGGAACAGCCAAUAUCCUCCGCCCCAUCACGGCCAGACCUUUCACUUCUAUGGCCAGCCGUACCCGCAGUCGCCACACUCGCAGACCAACACCUCGCCGCCGACGUCCGUUCCUCCCCACGGGUUCCAGCCGGCCUACUUCCCCAGUAGCCAAUGGCCGCCCCAGCCGCCCCCUCAACAACAGCCCCCUCCCGAAGGCGGUGUGUGGCCGGCUCAGAAUUACGCCAUGUACCAACAACAGGUCCCCAUUGCGCCGCAGCACACCGGCCAGUCUGGCAGCGACAUGGGCUCGCCACAGUUCCCCAUGGUGAACCCCGUGGCACCUACAAAGUCGGACCUCCCCGGUGUCUAUUCGACACCCCCUCCAGGGGCCGCAUAUUCAGGACGCCCUCCACCACAAGCGACUGCGCACGGCACAGAACAGUCACCGGCUGAGCUCAACGAUGGACGCGGCGACGAGAACAUGCCAGCAGAGCUGCCAAACAACCCCCCUCGGUCACCCCGGUGA
Colletotrichum graminicola M1.001 is the source of this 1191-nucleotide messenger RNA. RefSeq lists its product as uncharacterized. Lineage: Eukaryota; Fungi; Ascomycota; Sordariomycetes; Glomerellales; Glomerellaceae. The coding region runs from base 1 to 1191 and encodes 396 amino acids. The record is from RefSeq and is a predicted model, not a curated record. The transcript is spliced from 6 exons.